AUGGUGACAAACACUUUAGUGACCCCAUAUUACUCCUCUGGCAUCAGAGAGAGGUUUCUCCUUCACGCUUUGCACCCCCCUGCAACAACCAAGAACAUCAAAUAUGCUGAGCUUGACUACGAGUUCGAUCCCAUAGCUUACCAGAAGCGCUCUCUUGCGAGGGUUGCAACUGAAAAGCUCCCAAAGUCCCUGCCCAAAGGAUGGCCUGCUGCCGUCCAUGGCCCUCUCGCCUGGUCAGGGAAAGACUUUCCUGAUGAGACUCCGUUUAUCUACAUGAUCUCUGAUGAAGAGAACCAGGAAAUAGCCAAUGCACUUGCCCAAUUUUCUAAACUUGGCAUUAAACCGGAGAAAGUUACACCGGAGCUCUUUCCGCUACCAACCCUCCAGCGUCGUCUGCAGAAGGUCCAAGAUGACAUCUAUCAUGGCCGAGGCUUGGCGAUACUGCGUGGGUUGAACAUCGAUAGUCUCUCUGACGAGCAAUUGACCGUCGUCUACCUCGGCGUGACUAGCUAUGUAGCCGGCGUGCGCGGCAAGCAAGAUCAGCGUGGUUCAAUGAUCAUGCAUGUCCUCAGUCGAGACGACGAAGACGCUGUUCAUAACAAGCUCGUUGAGAAGCCAUAUCACACCGAUACAAGUUGCGACUGUCUGUGCUUGCUUACCAAGGCAUGUGCGGCAAGUGGAGGUAGAAGCCUCAUCUCCUCAGCUUGGAAUGUCUACAACAUUCUGGCAGCAACGCGGCCAGAUCUAAUCCACACCAUGAUGCAGGCAAACUGGCCUUUUGAUACAUCUGGUCGUGACCCGCCAUAUGUCAACCGACCCAUCCUGUACCUCCAGGAUGGGAAGAUCAUGAUGAAUGUCUCUCGUCGCCAACUCUGUGGCCAUCCUAAUGAUCCACGAUCUUCGGGGAUCCCAGGCCUUACUGAGGCCCAGGCUGAGGCACUUGAUGCAAUUCAUGCCAUCGCUAGGGAGCAUGAAAUCAAGACAACCAUGCAGCAGGGAGACAUUCGCUUCCUCAAUAACAUGGCCUUGCUCCAUCGUAGAGAGACGUUCUAUGACGAUGAUCAGUCAAAGCGACACCUCAUGCGACUGUGGCUGCACAAUCCUAAGCAGUGCUGGGGGCUUCCAAGAACUCUCAGGAUUGCCUGGGCCCGCAUUUUUGAGGAUAUGGAACGUGAGGCCCAUUGGGACAUGAGCCCUGUGAGGGAGGGUGGACGCAUCUUGCGCACUGGACAGUCUUGUGACUGA
Molecule: messenger RNA, 1245 nt
Organism: Clonostachys rhizophaga
Lineage: Eukaryota; Fungi; Ascomycota; Sordariomycetes; Hypocreales; Bionectriaceae
Source: the annotation of a GenBank genome assembly